This is a messenger RNA of Sinocyclocheilus rhinocerous, 4078 nucleotides long. RefSeq names its product A disintegrin and metalloproteinase with thrombospondin motifs 15-like. Gene Ontology annotation, molecular function: metalloendopeptidase activity. Gene Ontology annotation, biological process: extracellular matrix organization; proteolysis. NCBI's taxonomy places the organism in Eukaryota, Metazoa, Chordata, Actinopteri, Cypriniformes, Cyprinidae. Gene Ontology annotation, cellular component: extracellular matrix. The transcript is spliced from 8 exons. The record is from RefSeq and is a predicted model, not a curated record. The coding region runs from base 1 to 2832 and encodes 943 amino acids.
AUGUCGGUUUCCCCCGUUAUUUUGUUUUGUCUCUUGCACAUGCUGUUUUUAACGAAAAUAUACCUCUGUAUGGAAACUGAUUUUUGUGAACCUGUUCGACUUGACCGUGAAAACUUCCCAAGUCAUGACAAACUGAACAAAGAACUUGUUGUUUACAGAAUAAACGCUUUUAAUCAGGAAUUUUAUCUUAAUCUUCUGCCUGACUCCAGUUUUCUGGCUCCUGAUGGCACAUUUCAAUAUAACACAUCAUCUUCGAGUGCUUUUUUAGGAGAUGAUUUUAGAAGAUGCUUUUACUCCGGUGAUAUUAAUGCAGACAGGAAUUCAUACGCAGCUCUCAGUCUCUGUGGAGGUAUCCGAGGAGCGUUCUCUCAUAACGGGAUGGAGUACCUCAUAGAGCGCAGGUCGACCAACACAGCACCAGGACUGAUCCCAGAUGAUGCUGAAAAAACGCACAUCAUCCGCAGGAGAAGACAUCUUCACGCACCGAACUCAACAUCUAGGUGCGGAGUUACAUCCAGUUUAAACCAGGACGUUGUGGAGUCGCUGGAAAAGUAUAAACAUGUUAAGGGACACACGAGGAACUUAACAGAAACUUUGUUGAAAAGCAUGAGCAGAUCGAAAAGAUUCGCCUCUAUACCGAGGUACGUAGAGGUCCUGGUUGUCGCUGAUGAGUCUAUGGCAAAAUUCCACGGCGACGACCUGAAGCAUUACCUUUUGACUCUCAUGUCUGUCACCGCAAAGCUGUACAAACACCCCAGUAUCUUGAACGCCAUCGGUAUAGUGGUUGUAAAGCUUAUGGUGAUUAAUGAGGCAGAAAAAGGACCCAAAGUAUCCAGUAACGCAGCACUGACGCUGCGCAAUUUCUGCACCUGGCAGAAGAAGCUGAACAAGAUCAACGACAAACACCCAGAGUACUGGGACACCGCUAUUUUGUUUACAAAGCAGGACCUGUGUGGGGCUACCACAUGUGACACUCUGGGUAUGGCUGAUGUAGGAACCAUGUGUGAUCCUAAGAGGAGCUGCUCAGUUAUUGAAGAUGAUGGUCUUCCCUCAGCCUUCACCACCGCACAUGAAUUAGGGCAUGUGUUCAGUAUGCCACAUGACAAUGUGAAGGCUUGUGAGGAGGUAUUUGGAAAGCUGAAGGACAACCAUAUGAUGUCUCCCACACUGAUCCAGAUUGACCACAACACGCCCUGGUCUGUCUGCAGCGCUGCCAUCAUCACAGACUUCCUGGAUGCUGGCCACGGUGACUGUCUGCUGGAUCAGCCCCAAAAGCUUUUGGCUCUUCCAAAUGACCCUCCGGGCAUCAGCUACUCGCUCAGCCGUCAAUGUGAACUGGCUUUCGGCUCAGGAUCCAAGCCCUGUCCGUACAUGCAGGCGUGCUCCAAACUGUGGUGCACAGGGAAAGCUAAAGGACAGCUGGUGUGUCAGACUCGCCACUUUCCCUGGGCUGACGGUACGACCUGUGGCAGCAACAAGCUGUGCUAUCGGGGGAUCUGUACUGAUAAGCAAAAUACCAACAAAGACAAGGCAGACGGACAAUGGGGUCGGUGGGGUCCAUAUGGUUUGUGCUCCCGUACUUGUGGGGGAGGGGUGCAGCUCGCCAAAAGGGACUGUAACAACCCUGUCCCUGAAAACGGGGGCAAGUACUGUCAGGGACUGAGAGUGAAGUAUCGCUCAUGCAACUUAAAGCCCUGUAAAGACUCAGGAAAGAGCUUUCGAGAGGAGCAGUGUGAGGCGUUCAAUGGCAUCAGUCUGAACACUAACAGACUGAGCCCAUCUGUGGUCUGGGUUCCGAAAUACUCUGGAGUGUCUGUUAAGGACAGAUGCAAGCUCAUCUGCCGAGCCAACGGCACUGGAUACUUCUAUGUCCUUGCACAGAAGGUGGUGGACGGAACCCCUUGUUCUCCUGAUACCUCAGCGGUCUGUGUUCAGGGAAAGUGCAUUAAGGCUGGCUGUGAUGGCAAACUGAGCUCCAACAUGAAGUUUGACAAAUGCGGUAUGUGUGGUGGAGACAACCAAAACUGCAAGAAAGUCUCUGGAAUGUUCACAAAACCCAUGCAUGGAUAUAAUUUUGUGGUAACUCUACCGGUCGGAGCUGCAAACGUGGAUAUAAGGCAGCGCGGUUACCGCAGUUUGAUUAACGAUGACAACUAUUUAGCAGUAAAGAACGUCCACGGCAAAUAUCUCCUGAAUGGAAACUUUGUGGUUUCAGCAGUAGAAAAAGACAUUAUCGUAAAGGGAAGUCUACUUCGCUACAGUGGAACCGGGACAUCGGUGGAAAUACUGCAGGCCUCUAGACCUCUCAAAGAGUCUCUUACGGUGGAACUAUUGUCUGUAGGUAAAAUGACACCUCCUCGUGUGCGCUACUCCUACUACCAAAAUGUGGGAAAGAAGGAGGGCAAGAUCUUAAGGAAGGACGAGAGGAACCCUACACAGAACAGUGUGCUGGAAGACAGCAAUAAAGUGGAGCUGAAGAAGCCAGCCUAUCAGAUGCCGUCUUAUAAGUGGGUGGCAGCGGACUGGAAUAAGUGCUCGGUUACCUGUGGGAAUGGGGUUCAAAGUAGACUGAUACAGUGUUUGGACUCGGAUGGGGAAACAGCCACACACUGUGACGGCACACAAAAGCCCAGUGCCAUAAGGGUGUGUGGUGACCCUUGCCCAAUGUGGAGUAUAGGCGAAUGGUCCUCAUGCUCUAAAACCUGCGGGAAAGGCUUUACGAGACGCCCACUGCGAUGCAUCACUCAGACUGGACUGCUUUUACCUAGAGACCACUGCUCAAGCAAAAGAAAGCCACAAGAACUGGACUUUUGCACUGUUCGGCCCUGCUAAUGAAUGAUUCGGUGUGUUCUGGGACCCAUUUUAUGGAGCCAAAGUGAUCUUUUUACGUGUGCAUCCUUUGUUGCCUCAUUUAUAAUGGGAAUAUUGUCAUGAAACAAAGACAAAGGAUGUCUUUUACCAUUACAAUGUUACAUGUUAAGGUACAGAUAUCGCCUACCUCGAAAAGGACAGGGUGUUUUAAAGCAACUAAAUAACAGACCACGUAAAAUUGUAUAAUGGUAUGCUGUGGCAUUAGAACUGUCACAAAAUAAAACUAGCAUCUCCUCUACAUAUGGUUUGUAGACAAUAUCAGAAAGUGUUUGAGUUUGUAUUCAGACUUUAAAUACAUGUGAAUAAUUUGAUCUAAAUGUGAAGCAUAUUGUAUGCAAAAAUAGGGUGACUUGGUCCAUGCACUAUUGACCAUUUGUAUUCAUAUAUUAGGCUGAGAUAGUCAGUAGAUUCAAACGUUCCUAAUCAUUGAAGUUUCAAGACAAAACAAUGCCAAAUUAAGCCUUUUAGUUUGGGUUUAGUGAAAGUAAUCAGUACUUUACAUUUUGGGCAGAAGAGGAGCUAUUAUGAACACAUAUUUUAUUAAUAAAAUAAUGUUAACGUUUAACAUAAUGGUACUGUACCCAAAGGGAUAAAACAGUUAAAUACUAUAAAUAAAUCAGUUAAAAUACUAUAUGGCAAUAAACUUCAUCAAUUCAGCUAUCUAUAUAAGUAAACCAGUUAGAAAGUCUUUGGGUAUCUUGAUUUUUUGUAAAACUGAUCUCUGCUAAAAGACACUGAUGUUGAUACAGCCUUGAUGCUGCAAAUGUUGUGCAAAAGCAAGAUCUUAUACAAUACGAUUUCAAUAUCUAAAAUCUCGACAGUAUGCAGAGGAAAAAAGACAAAAUAUUAAACACAUGCGGCUGCUACGGCCAUUAUGAUUUUAGCUGUAAAAUAACCGUUUCUUAGAUGGAAAAUCAGUAGUGUUUUAUUGUACGUGUAUUAGAUGUAUUCUCUGCUGGACUUAUGAAGAUACAUUAUAACUUGUGUAAACAACCCCUGUAAACCAAAUGUUGUUGGUAAGAGCAUCUCAUUCAUUCCAAAGGUGCUUCUUUGUUUCAUUUUGUUUUCUCAUCUUUUGAUGUUAAUACAGCAAAAGGCACUUAUGUUUUUCUAUUAGAAUCCAUUGUAUACUAUGUAUACAUCCAUCAACUGUGCACAAAUAAAUACAGAAACAUGAACUGCUCUGAGGGAUCUCCUCACUCAGCUG